UAUUUUUUAAUCUUAUCACGGGUGGACAUGAAUUUAAGAGUGUAGUUCAGUUACUCAGUUACCUUUAGGAAAUGAACAUGAAAAACGCUGUUACCAGUCUUCAGGUUAUUCAGCAUAUUAAAAACCAAGUGAUGAUUUGAUGAUUAUAUUAGCUCCUGAAAAUCACGCAUUUUAAAUAACAAAAAAAAACCCUACGUAGAUCGGAAUUUCAUUUCUUGAAUUCUUGAUAAUGUCACUCGGAUCGGACACUCGUGUCACUGUCACUUUUAUAGGUUAUGUUGUGUUUUGGUGCAAUAUCAUACAGGUUUAGUCCCCUAUCGUAUAUUGAAUAUAAAUAUUCUCAAUAAAUAAUGGGGAAACGGAAAAAUAAAGACGCUAAAAAGAAAGUUAACUUAGUUUUUGAUGAAUCUAAGAGAAAAGAAUUCCUAUGUGGGUUUCGCAAAAGGAAGUUAGAAAGAAAAAAGAAGGCACAGGAGGAAUUGAAACAACUUCUAAAACAAGAAAAGAAACGGAUAAAACAAGAGAAUAAAGAAUCGUACAAAAAGCUGGUAGUGUCAAGCCGACCUAUUCCAGACAUAGAGCAACUUCUACAAGAAGAAUAUGAAGACGAGGAUGUUAACGUUAAAAUAGUGGAACUCUCAGCAGAUACUUUGCAGAAGAAGGACUUAGUAAUAGGUGAAAAUAAACCAAAAGAAAAAGUACAGACACCUAAGGAUAAAAAUAAAAACAAAGAUGCAGAAAGAGCAGCAGUGGUUCCUGGCAUGGGUUCAGAUGAAGAAAGUAUGGAGGAGGAAACGGAAGGUGAGGAAGAUGAAGAUAAUAAAAUAAAAACAAAGAAAGAAAUAAAAAGCAUGUUGAAGAAACAGGCAACUAAGAAAAUACAGAAAAGUAAAGUAUUCCAAAUGAAAAGCAAACUAGAUAGAAUUCAGAAUAAAAAGAAGUCAUUACAAAAGAAAGGACAUAUGAGAGGAAAAGCUGAUUCAAAGAAAGGUCAUGGAAAGUCUAAGGAUAACCCGAGAAAAGAUAAAUCAAAGAAAAAAGUUGGUAGGAGAAAACAUUGAUUUAUUUUAUAACAAAAUUAUUGAUUAACAGAACAGUUUAAAUAUAAUGAGGUAAAUUCACAUAUUUAUGGCUUGAUUCUUCAAACUUAUUCUAUGAUUGUUUUACUUUAUUAAUAUUUGAGUUAAAAUCAAACUGGCAUUGCAUUUAAAACAAUACAAAACACCUUUGUAUGAAACUAAGGCACUUACAUUACCCACUAUAUAACAAUAAACAGCCAACUUGCAUUGUAAAAACUAAAUAAAACAUUAUCCUUUGAA
Spodoptera litura is the source of this 1319-nucleotide messenger RNA. It is a transcript of the gene vito, whose product is annotated as nucleolar protein viriato. Gene Ontology annotation, cellular component: nucleolus. NCBI's taxonomy places the organism in Eukaryota, Metazoa, Arthropoda, Insecta, Lepidoptera, Noctuidae. Gene Ontology annotation, molecular function: rRNA binding. The record is from RefSeq and is a predicted model, not a curated record.